UGAUUUUUUAAAAUACAGAUUUCCGUAAUUUUACGAUAUCGUAUUUUCUGGCCAAUCAAAAUUAGGCUAAUCCUUGCAUAUAAUUUAAUCAUUUAAUCAUGCAUGCGUUUUUUGUCUUAUUUAUUUUUGUCUCUUAUUUCUUUAUUCUUUUGUUCAAUAUUUUUAAUUUUUUUGUCUCUUCUUUCUUUCUAUUAUUUCUUUAAUUAUAUACAAUAUAUUUACAUAUAUUUCAUAAUUUAUUGCUUUGCAGAUAUAGAAAUAUUUGUUUAUUAAUACUAAUUAUUUUCAUUUUUUUUUACUUCUUUAUUACUUUGUGUCGUAAUACUAACAAUAAUAUCCAUGUUUCCUUUAUUCCUUUUUACUUGUACUUUAAUACUAACGAUAAUAUCCAUAUUUCUUUUACUUCUUUUACUGUUUCUUUAACUCUUUUUACCUUAAUACUAACAAUAAUAACAAUAUUUCUUUUAUCUUUAUAUCUAAUACUAACGUUACU
Rhizophagus irregularis DAOM 181602=DAOM 197198 is the source of this 493-nucleotide messenger RNA. The record is from RefSeq and is a predicted model, not a curated record. NCBI's taxonomy places the organism in Eukaryota, Fungi, Glomeromycota, Glomeromycetes, Glomerales, Glomeraceae.